Vavraia culicis subsp. floridensis is the source of this 639-nucleotide messenger RNA. RefSeq lists its product as uncharacterized. The transcript has a single exon. The coding region runs from base 1 to 639 and encodes 212 amino acids. Lineage: Eukaryota; Fungi; Microsporidia; Pleistophoridae. The record is from RefSeq and is a predicted model, not a curated record.
AUGAAGACCACGAGUUGGCUUAAGCUUCUCUGCCUCUUCCUUGUAUUUUUUCUUAUAUUCAUAUUUUCUGUAUCAUACUUCAUCUACACAUGCCAUAACGAUUCGCUCAGUCGAAAAGUGCUGAAAUUCAACAAUGAACUCUCUCAAAAACAUCCGGUAGCGCGCUCGGAGGUGCUGUGCAUUAUGAGUCCAAAUAGAGGCGAUCACUACGUGUACUACACAGAAAAGGGCGAGAUGUACGAGAACAUAGUUGACAAGAUAGUGAGCGGCACACACAUACUGAUAGCAGUCGAUCUUGAUGGCUGCACUUUCAACGCUUGUUAUGCCAAGAACGUGUUAGACAAACGUGGAAUGUGCUGGAUAUGCAAUAUAGGCACUCUUCUUGUUGGGGAGAGUGUGAGUGUGGGUUAUAACAAGAUGAUAAGGUUCUUGCGUAGCUUGAAGCUCGCUCCCGAUGUUGCCGUCUUCUUUUUUGUGAAUGACUACGACGUAGUCAUUCGAGUAGUUACGGACGGAAAGGAGGUUAAGAGGUGCGUAGUUAAGAUAGGAACAUAUAUGGGGAGUAGAAUGGCGUUAAGAACGUGUUUGUACCUGUUUCAUCGGUGCAUUCAAAUGGAUAGAGAACCUUAUGAGCUGUAA